AUGGAGUCCGUUUCCUUACAGCAGUACAUUUGCAACCUGGAUCUCCGUUCCUUGCCCCGAGUGGUGAAGAUCUGCUCCGGAGUUUACUUCCAAGGGUCUGUUUACGAGAUCUCGGGUAGCGAAUGCUGCUUAUCAACAGGAGACCUGAUCAAAAUUGUUGAUAUCCAGCUCCUGAAAGUCAAUUGUGAAAGCACUGAAAAAGAUCAGCUUGUGGAGCUUCCGCUGACGUUUAAAGGUCUCUUUCAGCUCAGUCCAGAACGGCCACAUAAAACACAGUUGCAGCGUUUCCUUCCGGGUGCCCUCUCCAUCAAAGGCAAGUCCCCAGCCUGUGACAAACAGCAGUAUACACUCCAGGAGAUCCUGCAGUCGCCCACCAUACGAGGGAAGAUGCUUAAAUGCCCUGAACUUGGCAGCAGCAAAUACCAGCUGUGCCCAGUGUAUACAGUGGAAGCAAUAAUGCACUGGCGAAACGACGUGGUAAAAAUCGACUCGACGCUGGACGUUGAGGUGGUUGACGUCACCGAGGAGUCUCAGCACAUCCACUUUAUCAAGCCACUGAUGCUAAGUCAGGUUCUGCUGAUGGAUGAAGCGCUGCCAGCGCGAGCAGAGAUCCUCAGGCCCUCAGAGAACACGCCCGUCUUCCAGAGCAAGUGGGUUUCCCACCUCCGACGAGGCUGCAGGAUUCAGAUCCACGGCAAAGUGUCGUCGUGGAAAAUCCUGGCCACUUCCCGCAAAGGCAGGAGACAUGCCUGCCACUUUCUCAUCUCCGGCAGCUAUGAGGGCCGCUUCCGCCGCUGCCCGCGCGAGUUCCACUCAACCUCAGAACUGGCCAGCGGUCUAGGCUUGGCUAAGAAACUGCAUGUGGUAGUCACCAAGGACGACGAAAGCAGCGACGGGGAGCUUCCGCGGUUUGGCAUAGGGGAUCGGCUAGAAGUGCUUGGUCUCCUGAGGGCACGCCAUCCUUCCGCCAGAGACGUGCUAGAAUGCAUCAGGGACAACGGAGACGGGGAUACAGAACGCAUCAAGGUGCCCCUCUUCUUGGAUGCCAGCUUUGUGGAAGAUGUUCGCGACAGCACAAAGUACACCCUCCCAGAGGUGGUGGGACGCUUCCACCUGCCCUGCGAGGUCAAGGUGGUGGCCAACAGCGAAGCCCCCGAUCCUCUCGCCUGUGUCUCAGUGCUGACCCUGGAGGCUCAGAUCACAGAGCCUUUUCUCAUGGUCAGUCUGGAGGAGGAGCUGCCCGUCACCUUCGAGAUUCCUCCCCGGUGGCUGGACGUGUCUCUGUUCUUCACUGGAGGCUCAGCCAAGCCCACACCUCCCUCCAUCAGUCCCCAGGUCGAGGAGCUGACAGAGGCCUUUUAUUAUAGCUUGCUAAAGACCUUGCCCAACAACACACCCGCUCCUCCGAGGCCCCCUAAGAGAAGCGAUUCAACGAGCAAGCACUCCCAAAGGAUUUCCCAAGAAGGGAAGAGGAAAGCAUCAGCACCCACUCAGACAGUGACAACUCCGACCAUGAUUAUGAGGACAUUUGUGAACCGCUUCAAGAAACUAUUCGCAAAAUGCAAGGCACUACUAUUAAACACUGAAGCUCCAAUCUACUAG
Euleptes europaea (tarantolino) is the source of this 1602-nucleotide messenger RNA. It is a transcript of the gene THEMIS2, whose product is annotated as thymocyte selection associated family member 2. The coding region runs from base 1 to 1602 and encodes 533 amino acids. The transcript has 5 exons. Lineage: Eukaryota; Metazoa; Chordata; Lepidosauria; Squamata; Sphaerodactylidae. Gene Ontology annotation, biological process: T cell receptor signaling pathway. The record is from RefSeq and is a predicted model, not a curated record.